This is a messenger RNA of Henningerozyma blattae CBS 6284, 2598 nucleotides long. It is a transcript of the gene YEN1, whose product is annotated as crossover junction endodeoxyribonuclease. The record is from RefSeq and is a predicted model, not a curated record. Lineage: Eukaryota; Fungi; Ascomycota; Saccharomycetes; Saccharomycetales; Saccharomycetaceae. Gene Ontology annotation, molecular function: 5'-flap endonuclease activity. The coding region runs from base 1 to 2598 and encodes 865 amino acids. The transcript has a single exon.
AUGGGUGUACCACCUAUUUGGGAAAUACUAAAGCCUUUUAUUCAAGAUUCACGUAUUCCAUUAAAAGUAUUUGUUUCUGAAUUCUAUAAGAAAAAUAAUCAAUUUCCUAGAAUUGCUAUUGACGGUUAUACAUGGCUCUUCGAAUGUGGAUUUAUUGUAAAAAUCCCCCCUAAAAAUGCUAAUAAUAAUAAUAAUAAUAAUAAUGAAAAUGUCAGUUAUAUUUCGAACAGUAAGGCAAUGACAAAUUUUGUUUACCGGCUCAAGGAAUUAUUAUCUCUGAAUAUUGAAAUGGUUUUUGUAUUUGAUGGUAACCUGAAACCCUGGUUUAAGAAUAAAUAUAAAUCUGAAAAAGAUUAUAAUAUUUUAGCUAAUGAAAAGGAUAACGAUUAUCUUGAGUUAUAUAAUGACCAUUUGAAAAGUCAUCAAACCAAAAAUCAAUGUCUAGCGUUAAAUGAUUCAUUUCAUGAACCUUCAUUUUUAAAAUCUGUGAAAAAAUUAUUAGAUCAUUUAAAUAUUCCUUAUCUUCAAGCAUGUGGUGAAGGGGAAGCACAAUGUGCUUGGUUAAAUAUUAAUAGAUAUGUACAUUACGUUUUGGCUAAUGAUUCUGACACUUUAAUGUUUGGUUGCAAAAACAUGUUGAGAAAUUUUUCAAAAUUCUGGGAUGACAAAGGUGCUACUGCAGGUUCUGGGAGUAGUCCUGAAAAGCAUCGUGAUAACAAAGAAUAUUUUGUUACUGUUAUUAACAUGGACGAAGUUCAAAAACAAAGCAUUCAUAGAAUUGAUAGAUGGUCUUUGUUAUUUUUUAGCGUUCUUUUAGGAGCUGAUUAUAAUGAUGGUGUAAAAGGCUUAGGCAAAGUAAAGGCUGCAAAACUAAGUUACUCAACGGCUCCUGAUUUUUCUUUAAAAUUCAGAAAGAUAUUCGAAAAUAUAGAUCAAGAAAAGAAAAGAAGGAUAGAAAAGUAUGAUUCUUUUAAAAAGGAGGUUUUUGAAUAUUGUAAGAAUCACUCUGUUCAGCUCUUCGGUAGAAAUUAUAAGACUUUAUUAGGCGAAGAUGCAUUUGAAGGAUGGCCGAUUGAAUAUGUAGUAAUGUUUUAUUUUCAUCCUUAUUUAUUAUAUUCUGUUGAAGAUUGGAUGAGAAAUUUGGACUUUGAUGAUUGCACUGAGUGUAAAAUAGACGAUUUAGAGAAGAUACAAUUUUCAUCUCUUCACAAAUAUUUAAGAAAAGGCCAAAUUUAUGGUGUUACAAACUUUGAUCGCUGGUUUCAUUCUACAAUGCAUGAAUCAUUUUUGCUACGAUAUAUCUGGCUAAAUAAUUCAAUUGAUAAAAAGAUUAUGAAAAUUACAGAGGAGAAGACAACAUCGAUUGGAAAUUCACCCGAGACUCUUGUAUUUUAUAAAGUGAGAUAUAAUUCAUUUCUUGAAGGUAUUGAGUAUGAUGAAACUAUGGACAUAUCUAGAUCAUCAUCUCCAUCAAAAUCUCCAUCAAAAUCUCCUAUCAGACCAUCAAUAUUAAAAACGCCAGGUAAAUCGCCUUCGGGAUCAUCUAAAAAGCUUCCGAUUAGAUCACGAAGUCCUACUAGGCGGCAAAUGGAUAUUAAAGAAUAUAAAUUUGGUGUUUGGAUUUUGAAAGACCUCAUUCCCAAAAAUCAUACAUUAGUAUUAGACUACAACAAACGAAUGAAUGAGAAAACACUGCAGGACUCACAAAAAAAAACUCGCUCACCUAGAAAGAAAAAGUAUUCUCAAAAGAACACACUGGAUGGGUUUCUAAGUAAACAUUCUUCUCCUAGUAAGUCUUCAUCUCCAACUAAAACCCUACACACUAGCACAAAUAAAUUACAAUUAAACAAGGAUUCAUUUGUUCCAAGCAAGCCUGUUAAAAGACAAUUAUUUAUUGACAUUUACUCAUCUGAUUCAGAGCAUGGUAGUCAGCAUCUAUCCACAAAAGUUGAAGCUAAAGACGAUUCUUUAGUGAUAUUGGAGGAUUAUAAAAUUGAUAAUGAUAUUUCUGAUAUAUCGCCCACCAAAUCUAAUCAAGAUUUGGGCUGUUCCACUCAGGAACUAGAUGUACAGGAUGAAUCGCCAUUAAAAAGGCAAAGACUGGUAAGAAAUUCAUCACUGCUGGAUCAAUCACCGAAUACCAUAUCAAGUGAUAAGUUUCCACAAUCGUAUAAUUAUAAAUCGAUAAACUCAUCUCAAUCGCCAAAAAAAUCGCUUUUAAUUCCCCCACUCACAUCACCCUCCAAACUUGAGACUAAUAUUUCUAUACCAAAGACAUCCCAUUCACACGAAUUGCAAAAACAGCAUAGUACCUUAUCCUCCAUGAUAUCAGAAACAGAUGAUCAAUAUUCCAUCAAUAAAAAUGAUCCCUUACAUUUGGAUGAAAAUUCAAAAAAGAAACCUAUUUCAACUUCUAAGAAAUCAUCAUUUCCUGAAGAAAAAAUAUUAUACCAGAAUCCAGUACCUAAACUAACAAGAGGUGAGUCUAUUUUGGAUCGUUUAGCACAAGAAGCACAAGAGGUAUAUGACGAUUUUCAAAACUGCGGUACGCUCUCCGACAUUACUCUUGAUGAUGAUGACUCUCUUACUCUUACGUAA